AUGAGUGACUGUUAUAAGCUUUUUACAGCACUUAAAAUAUCAUCUGAUUUUGGAAGACAAAUUCAAAUUGAUACAGAAAGUGAGCAGGCACGUGUUAAUGUACCAGAACUUUCUGGAGAGAGUCUCGAGAUAUCUACUCCUAGCACUUUCAUAAUAGGGGCUGUUGAUACAAUAGACAAUCUCACAAUAAUUUUAAGAGCGGGUCCAUCAACCAACCCUGAACCGUACUCGGAUGAUUUUGAUGAUCCGUCAGAUGCGGAUGAGCAGAUCACGAAUGAAGAUUUGCUAUUAAGGGAGUGUUUUAUUUGCAACAAAUCAUGGAAACGCCGUCUUGGCCGCACUGUGCCAUUGGCGGUUAAUAAAAUACGGACAAUUGAAUUGUUAAAAAGUGCAGCUACAGAGCACAGCGACAUUGAAAUGUUGGAAAAAGUCAGUUCUUUCGCCGAUACUUCUACAAUUCCAUAUCAUAAAUGCUGUAAGGAUCUUUACUUGCGAGAAGUUAACAAAAAAGCCGAAAGCGAUUUCGUUAAAAAACGAAAGGCUUCGAAUAGAGCUUACGAAUUAUUAUGUGAAAUGUUGGAAGAAUACGUUGUGAAGAAAAACGAAUGUCUGUUUUUUCAUCACGUUAAAAAGGAAUAUCAGACUCCAUAAGCAGCACUUCAUUUUCAGAUCGCCACUUAGAAAGUAAAAUCAUUGACACUUUCUCAAAGACCAUCAAGAUUAUUUAUGCUGAAAAAAGGAAAUUUC
Bactrocera tryoni is the source of this 747-nucleotide messenger RNA. RefSeq lists its product as uncharacterized. The record is from RefSeq and is a predicted model, not a curated record. The coding region runs from base 1 to 651 and encodes 216 amino acids. The transcript has 3 exons. Lineage: Eukaryota; Metazoa; Arthropoda; Insecta; Diptera; Tephritidae.